Messenger RNA from Centropristis striata (black sea bass), 1672 nucleotides. RefSeq names its product armadillo like helical domain containing 1 (gene armh1). The transcript is spliced from 11 exons. The coding region runs from base 62 to 1294 and encodes 410 amino acids. NCBI's taxonomy places the organism in Eukaryota, Metazoa, Chordata, Actinopteri, Perciformes, Serranidae. The record is from RefSeq and is a predicted model, not a curated record.
UUGAUAGCGUUUAUUUUCAGUUCUCCAACGUGAGCAGCAGCAGCAGGACAUCACUAACACGAUGUCAACAGAGAAAGAACAAGCGAAUAUCGGCAAAGUGCUCAGUUUUCUUCGAGAGUGGGACCGCGGUGACAGGACGGUCCGCAGCCGCAUGUUGAACACCUUCCUGACUCAAAACAAAGGGAAGACGUUUUAUGAGCUGGAGCUGCAGUUUGCACAGGUUGCCAGUCUCUUCCUGGCUCGACUCACCACCUGGAUGAGACUCACGUACAUGUUUGGGACAUUCUUGGGACUGCAGCUUAAAGCAAUUGGGAUUUUCCUCUCUGCAUCAAGCCAUGAUCAGUACCUGAUGGAGUUCCUGGAGGACGGAGGUGUGCUCACUCUCCUGGACAUCUUGAGCCACUCUCAGUGCGAAGAGCAGGAGAAGGCAGAGGCCCUCCGUCUUCUGCUCACCGUCUCAAAUGCUGGCCGCAAGUACAAAGAGGUUAUCUGUGAAAGCCAUGGUGUGAAGGCCAUCGCAGAGUGUCUGGCUAAGUCAAACACAGAUGAAGCUCAAGAGGCAGCAUGGGCCCUCCUGGAGUCCCUGUCACAUGGGAACCCCAAAUAUCAAAACCAAAUCUACAAAGGUCUGAUUGCUCUCAUGACGUGUUCCUCCCCUAAAGCCCAGCACCUGCUCCUGCACACCUUACACACUGUGCAGUCCAAAAUGAACACAGCCCACCACAGCAUCGUAGAGCCUCUGCUGACCAUGCUCAGGUCCCUGCACCUGGAGGUUCAGAAUGAAGCAAUAAAUCUGAUCUUAGUCCUGAAGUGUUAUGAUGUGAGGCCGAUGCUGCUCAGUGGACUGGUGGCUCUGCUAAGGCCUGCUAAAGAAGAAGUGCAGCAGCACCAUAAUAUGGAAGAGUGUGAGAUGAUGAAGAUGACUGGAUCUCUGCCUGUGUUUGUGCAACAAGCUGCAGCCGCUAAAACUAUACGCUUGCUGGCUGAGGACAGUCGGCAGGUUUCUGGUGAGCUUCUCUCUCUCGGAGUGAUCCAACAUCUUCUGUACGCUAUGGGCAACAGAGAACACGCUGAUGCCCAAAUACAAGCCAGCCUGGCCUUAGAGCACUUUGUGCGCUCAUACCCAGCUAUUGAGGAACACGUACAGAGAGUCAUCGGCAGCACACUGUUUGCUGCAUUUAUGCACCAAGCUGACACUUUGUACAUGAAUAUGGAUGAAACACAAGCAGAAAUCCUGCUAACUAACAAGGUUAAUAUAACUGAAGUUAUGGUUGAUGACAACUCUGAAGGCUGACAAGAAGGCAAACUCAUUUUAAUAAUGCAAAUACAUAAACACAAAUGUGUGUAAACGCUGCUUGUAUUUUAAAAAAGGACAAUAAUUUUUGGUAUACUCUAUGGGGAUAAUUUGUACAUCUUAAGGGUAUCAUUGUUAAUUGCAAGGAAAAUUAUAGCUGUUUCCUGGUUGCAAAAAGUGGAAAAAUGGCCAAAGAGAAUGAGUGUAGUAUACACAUAAUGAGAUUAUAGAAAAAUAUAUCAAGAUUAUCUAUCACCUUCUUCUUUUUUCUUUGAUUGGUAAUUGAAAAGUUGGAUGAGCUUUGUUGCCCAGAUGUGUUUGAGAUUGUAAGUGAUCAAUGUAUUAAUUUGAUACUAAAUACAAUAAUUUAUUUUAAUA